Molecule: messenger RNA, 3018 nt
Organism: Ictalurus furcatus (blue catfish)
Lineage: Eukaryota; Metazoa; Chordata; Actinopteri; Siluriformes; Ictaluridae
Gene: ccdc149b
Product: coiled-coil domain containing 149b
Exons: 12
Coding region: 439-2040 (533 amino acids)
Source: RefSeq, a predicted model, not a curated record
ACGCUCCGGGAAUAAUUACAUCACACACCUCCGCAUGGGAAACGAAUCCCGUGUGAAUAGGGCUUAAGGUGAAAGGACAUUGUCGGGUUCUGCACAGCACCUUUAACGGUUCCUCCAGUGGGACGAACCAAACACCGCUUUAGUUUCCUGUAUUUAACCUUUUUUUUUUUUUCCUUUUCUAAUUCACUUCAGUUCUUGUCUUGAUGUACAAUAACAUCCGAGUUCUUAACCCGCAUGGAUUCGGACGCACCCAUCUUUUCUAGGGUUUUGUCUUGGCACACUAUGUAGGGGAGAAGUGUGUGAAUUGGGACGCGCCCACAGGAAGUGAUGCACUGCAUGGUGAUAGAGCUGUCUUCUGUGACUCAUGCUGGGUGAAGAUGCUUACCUGGCGACACGUUCGGGGUUCUCCUACAUGCGCGGUGUAAUCGAGGAAGCGCGAUGGAUCCUUCCAGAAGAAGUGAGAGCGACUGGCAAGGGCUAGUGAACGAGUUCCUGGUGUGUAAGAGAAAGCUGGAGAGUAAGAAGGAGGCGCUGCUGAUUCUGUCCAAGGAGCUGGAUACCUGCCAGCAGGAGCGUGACCAGUUUAAACUGAUGGCCAACCAGCUGCGAGAGCGCCACCAAGGGCUGAAGAAAAAAUACAGAGAGCUUAUUGACGGUGACCUGACAUUACCUCCAGAAAAAAGGAACCAAGCGAAUUUAGCGCAGCUGCAGCGUGAUGCUCAGGAGAAGAACAGGAAGCUGAGUGAUGAACUGAAAGAGCUGAAUCAGCGAUUAGUAGAGGUUCAAGGUGACAACAAGCUGCUGAGGAUGACCAUCGCUAAACAGCGUCUCGGUGAUGAAGAGGUCGGAGUUCGCCACUUUCUGGCCCACGAGAGAGAAGAUCUCGUACUGCAGCUGGAAAAAGCUCGAGAGCAGAAUUCGGAGCUGGAGCAGAGCGUGAAGGUGGCGAUGGACGAGCUGCAGGAUGUGCGGGCGGAAAGAAACGUGUAUCAGGAGAAAGCUCACCGCCUCAACAUCGAGCUCAACCACAUCCUGAGACACCACGACGGCCGACUCAUGGACGUGGACGCUCUGUGUAUGGAGAACAGAUAUCUCCAUGAACGCUUUGUCCAGCUUCAGGAAGAAGUCUGUCUCCUCAAAACCAAUUUGAUGAAGUACAAGAGUGCGCUGGAGAGCAGGAAGAACUGUAAAGUGUAUGGCAAGGCCAACAGUAGUGCACUAACAGGAGUGCUCUCAGCUAAACAAGUUCAGGAGCUGCUGCUGUCCGAGGAAAAUGGCUGCAGUCUGCCCGUGACGCCGCAGUCCAUCAGUGAUCUGAAGUCUUUAGCCACAGCGCUGCUGGAGACCAUUCACGAGAAGAACAUGGUCAUUCAGCACCAACGCCAGACCAACAAGAUUCUGGGUAACAGAGUAGCGGAACUGGAAGGGAAGCUGAAAGCACUGGAGAUGUCUGGACUGUGGAGUUUGCCUGGUGGAAGAGAUGUGAUUAUUCUGAGUGAACACCAGCAAGUCCAGACGUCGGUGGGGCGUGCGGUUCGGCUACAGCACGGCUCUGUGGGAGACGAGGAGGUCGUGACCGGAGAGGAAGUGACCGAAGAGACGGCGCUCACUGCUGAGGAUCCGUCUCCUCCUCCUCCUCAUCAUCAUCAUCAUCUUCAUCACCACAGCACGGUCUACGUAAAACACACACGCACACCUGAAUCCAGCGAACAUCUUCCCACAGAAACCAACACCAGCUCACAGAAGAGUCCUGUGGAGAGAGGAACGUACGGUUACGAGCCAGAAACAUUACACAGUGAUGAAGAUCUGGCAACCCGCGACCAUGGUAGCACAAGUACAACUCCAGCAGAGGAUGCUGGGAAAGAGGGCGGAGCUCCGGUCACAUGUUCUGAGGAUAGUCCUGAUAUUCAGGAUGGAUCAGAGAGAGACAUGAGCAACAAGUCGGUGUAUAAUGCAGACUGCACAGAACCGUCUGAUCCCAGAACAGUAGAGAGUACAGAGGACGUGACGGAACCAGACACUCCAGAUCAGAGCACAUAGAACGCAGAACUCUUAAAGAAAUGCUGCACUUAAACACCGGAUCAAAGCUUCUACACGUUCAUCGCGGUUUGCAAUGUUGCCACAGUAUCUUUAUUAAACAUCUGAUUUCUCCAAGACGAGAGACGAGGUGUUCAAACGCGUUUACGAUAAGAUCACGCUUUCGUAGCCGUCACGUCAUCGGAAGUCGAUUUUUUUUUUUUGUCUUGUUAACGUAUUCUGAAAGAAACACUGAUCCUGCAAUAAGUCUGUCUCUUGUCCACUGUACACUGUCUGUAAAGGCUCAACAGCUACAUGCUAGCUAGAUCGUUAGCUAACAAUUUACGCUAGGUGUUCAUUUUAUCCUUGGCAACUCUUGAUUUGAACAGACUGGACAUUGGCCGCGUGGUGCGUUUACCUUCCCGUGUUGGGUACGCAGAAGUAACACGCUUUUAAAAAUUUGACACGCUAUCUCAGGUUCAUAAACACUGUUGAGCAUCGGGACGAUAUUUUCAAAUUUCCAACAGUGAUGUGUCGUUUGUUAACGAGUCGGCUCGUCGAAACAAAUCUUUUAGGUGAGUCGACUCACACGGGAGCCAUUUUUGUGUCGAUGUAAAUGGCUGCUUUUGCUCUUCCAGUGCAAUUUAAUCGCAAUCUUUCAUGGAUUAUAUAGAUUUUAUGACAUGAAUUCAGCCAUAGUUAGAAAAAGAAGAACAGUUCCUGGUCAAAAUAUUGCAAAUGUUUUAUCAGGUGUGAGGAGUCAUUUGGGAACUGAAAGAGUCGACUCUUAUAAAGCGUUGAGAAGAGCUGAAAAUGACUCAUUUAAAAACUAACAAUCGCUACACUUUUAAAGAAAAGAAAAAUGGAUCUGAUCUUCAGCACAUGGAUACUACCGGUAUGUUUAUUAUUAGCAUUUUAACACAAACCAGAGGAAUGAUUUCGAUGCAUUUAAACAUGUUCACUUUUUUCCUUCAGUGUGGAUUGAGAGAGUAAUACAUUACA